Vigna unguiculata (cowpea) is the source of this 1841-nucleotide messenger RNA. RefSeq names its product putative disease resistance protein At4g10780. Gene Ontology annotation, molecular function: protein binding; ADP binding. NCBI's taxonomy places the organism in Eukaryota, Viridiplantae, Streptophyta, Magnoliopsida, Fabales, Fabaceae. The record is from RefSeq and is a predicted model, not a curated record.
UAUUCGGAAAUAUAGUAAUAAUGGGUAGACCAAAACAUGAUCACUACUGGAAUGAAGUUGAUGAAGAAAAAGAUGGUAAAUUGAAGUGUAAGAAAUGCGGACAUAAAUUUAAAGGAGGAGUUUCAAGAAUUGAAGCACAUAUUAAGGGAACAGGAGGCAUUCGUAAAUGCUCCCCUCCCCUUAAUGAUACAACAUUUUCAAAUCAUUCCGAACAACACAUGAAUGUUAUCGAUACAUCACCAGCUGGUGAAAGGACCGAGGAAAUGACUGAUGGUCGUUCAAUUAACCAUGGAGGAGUACAAUUAUCAUCAUUAGGAGGAGUGGUUGAAGGUGAUCAAGGGAUGGUAGAAAUGGUUGGUGGUGCAGCUAACCCUGAAAACAGUCCAUCAUUAACCCUUUUAUCAGAAGGUCUUGAUGCAGAAAAUGGUCAUGGUGCUGUGACUACUUUAGAAAGUGACUGUGAUGAGUUGAUAUCCGAUCUAACAAGUAAGGAAGAGGACAUUCAAGGACAAUUACAAUUGAUGGAGUCACGUGGCAAGAAGCGCAAGGGAAAAGUUGAUGGGUGGUUGAAAGAACUACAGGACAUGAAACAAAGAGCUAUCGAAGUGAAAACAACACUGAAUAAUGAGAUGUAUUUAGUUGAAGAACUACAAGAACAAAUGUAUUUAGUUGAAGAAUUAAAAAAAAAAAUACCACAUUUGAAUAAUGAGAUGCCUUUGGUGUUGUCAAAUGAAUUUGUUGGCCGGGAAUUUGAGGAAAAUGUUGAGAAGAUGUGGGAUCUUCUGCGAGAGGAUAAAGUUUUCAUCAUUGGCAUACAUGGAAUGGGGGGAGUGGGAAAAACAUUCCUAGCAACUUACAUGGAAAGUGAGAUAAAGAGAACCAAAACUUUCAAAGAUGUCGUAUGGGUAACUGUUUCCCAUGAUUUCACCAUUUUCAAAUUGCAACAACACAUUGCAGAAAUAUUAAAAAUAAAGCUUUAUGGAGAUGAUGAGAGGGAAAGAGCAGUGAUUUUGGCGUCAGAGUUGGAAAAAAGAGAAAAUAUAGUACUUAUUUUGGAUGAUGUUUGGAAAUAUAUUGAUAUGGAAAAGGUCGGAAUUCCUCUUCGAAUAAAGGGUAAUAAAUUGAUCAUCACAAGUCGUUUGAGACAUGUUUGCCGACAAAUGGAUUGCCUGCCAAGUAAUAUGAUAGGAGUGAUGCCUUUCAAUUAUGGUAAUAUUUUUGAUGAUGAUCAUUUCGAGUUAUUUUUGUUAAAACUUGGAGACCAUGGGACACCUUCAACACUUCCCUCUCAAGUUUUGGGUAUUGCAAGAUCUAUGGUAGGGAAAUGUGAAGGUUUACCACUUGGAAUCAGUGUAAUGGCUCGAACAAUGAAAGGGGAAACUAGAAUACACUGGUGGAGACAUGCCCUGAAUAAACUUGACAAAUUGGAAAUGGGAGUGGAGAUGCAGGAAGAAGUCUUAACUGUACUGAGACGUAGCUAUGAUAAUUUAACUGAAAAGGAUGUGCAAAAAUGUUUCUUGUAUAGUGCAUUGCUACCAAAUCCUCUAAGAAGAGAUCUUUUGAUUAUGAAUCGUGUUAAUAUGGUACUGUUAAAUGGAAAGAGGAGGUUGGAAGAAAUAUUUGACGAAGCAAAUGUCAUAGUGGAUAAACUCAUAAAUCAUUCUUUAUUGUUGGAGGAUUUGGAGGAUAAUUCGGAGCUAACGAUGCAUGCUCUGGUGAGGAAAAUGGCCUUGAAUAUCAUCAAAGAGAAUGGUAGUAACUUGAUGGUAAAAUGUGAUGAAAGUAUGGAAAAGAUACCUGACAUUGAGGAAUGAACAAUUGAUUUGGAAGUAGUUUCUCUG